AACAGUGGCCUUGUCAACGCGGAUGUUCAUUACCGCUCACUUUUCCUCCUUUACUGUGAAACUUGGAAUACACACAAAUGUGAUCCAGUCGGAUAUAAGAUCAUUGAGACAACUGGUGACCUUGACCUCCAUUAACCGACAUGGGUAAAUGUGUAUCGAGGAACGAGGAUAUACCCAAGCUGCCCCCCUCGGUCAACCAGUUGAAUGCCGGCACCAUAGACCGGACCGCACGGCCCAGUUCAAGUUCCAACGAUGGCACUCUUUCCUCCAAAAAGCGGAGCCUGCCACCAGUGCCUGCAGCUCAGCAGGGAAUCAAAUUCCUUGCUAUGUACGAUUUUGAUGCGGUGAAUGAUGAUGACCUCUCCUUCAGAAAGGGAGACCGUCUGUUGGUCGAAGAGGGCAGUCAACAGAACAGUGACUGGUGGAUAGCAACCAAUGCCAAAACACGGAAGAAGGGAUACGUCCCCAGAAACUAUGUGUGCAAGGAUGACGAGUCUCCCCAGGCACAAGACUGGUGGUAUAAUUGUGACCGCAAAGAGGCCGACAAGAUGCUGCUGCUUCCUGGCAACAAAGUUGGCACUUUUCUCGUCAGAGAGUCUACAGACAAGUCCUCCCACGUGUUGUCGGUACGAGACAGUGUCCCCAGUGUUAAACACUACCGUAUGCGGAAGUUGGAUAGCGGGGGCGUCUACAUCAACACAAAACGAACGUUUACCGGUGUAAUUGAUCUUAUAGACCACUAUAGAAUUAAUCCAGAUGGGCUGUGUGCAGUGCUAACAGAUGCGUGUCCUAGGACUCGACCGCUUGUACACUUCCGGGACCUAGAAGUUGCCCGAAAUGCGGUCAAGAUGGCCGCCAAACUUGGUGCUGGGUGUUUCGGCGAAGUAUGGAAGGGCGUACUCCGGAAUGUGAUCGACGUAGCCGUGAAGACCCUAAAACCAGGCACCAUGACCGCGGAAGCCUUCUUGGCAGAGGCGAAGAUCAUGCACCAGCUGCGUCACAAGAAGCUGGUCCAGCUGAUAGCUGUCUGUACAGAUGAGGAGCCCAUCCUCAUCAUGACAGAGCUGAUGGCAAACGGCGCCCUACUGGACUACAUGAGGAAGGAUGAGGGCCAGCUGAUCCGCUUCCCCACCAUCAUUGACAUGGCAUCACAGAUUGCAGACGGCAUGGCGUUCUUGGAGAAAGAGAACUUUGUCCAUAGAGAUCUCCGUGCUGCUAACAUCCUCGUCGGGGAAAACAAUGAAGUCAAGGUUGCCGACUUCGGUCUCGCGAGAAUUCUCCAGGAUGAGGAUAUAUAUGAAGCCACAGAGAAUACGAAAUUCCCCAUCAAGUGGACAGCUCCUGAGGCAGCUCUGGAAAGGAAGUUCUCCAUCAAGUCCGACGUCUGGUCAUUCGGCGUUCUCCUGUACGAGCUGGUUACCUUCGGGAGAGUUCCCUACCCUGGUAUGGGUGGUUCGGAGGUGCUCCACAAGGUGGACAAAGGCUACCGGAUGCCCAAACCCUCGGGGCCUAUCAACUGCGACGACUCUUACUAUGAGGUCAUGCUGACCUGUUGGCACCGGAAGCCCGACGAUCGUCCAACUUUCGCCUAUCUGCAUGACGUGUUUGACGACUUCAUGGUGUCAACUGAAAACAGCUACAACGAGACAGGUGCUAUGUGAUGACGUCAGUCACCCAACAGACACAACUGACUGAAAUACUCAAAAUAAUUUGUUUAGGGAGACAACAUACAUUGAAAUCUUCCAUGACAAUCAGCACAAUCACAUCCAUUGAUUGAUGUUUUAAGGUUUAGUUACGUUUGACCCAUUACACCGUUUGUACUGGUACUGAUGUCUGUAUCUCAUCCAUGUUUUGUGAAAUAACGAUUAGGUAGAGAACAAAAGCUGAAACGCUGUAACACCGGGUAUAACAUUUCUGCCUCGUCAAAUUACGUCAUCUCAGCAAUCCGUGGAGACUAGAUAUCAGUCUUCUUUGUCUGGUCUAAGAGAUAAUUACUGAUCGGCUGGCUAUGCUUAAUGGUUAAGGCGUUCGCUAUGCUUAGUGACUUGGUUGAUUUUCUUCCAUCGUAACUCGAUGGUGUGGAACGUUGCUUGAAAUAUUUUCCAUAGAUGUUCUGGAAACGAAUCAAGACUAUACUACCAACAAGACUAUACUACACUCGAGAUUGUUCCCUAGAGUUCUAGAUCUGUCAUCGCCAUUAGCUACGGUCAAAUGAAAACAUUGCAUCUUUCGGGCCUUUGAUACUUCCUACGGUCACAGAGUACGUGUCUUGGAUGUCAUAUCCUGUUAGAUCUACCAAAGGCCAUGUGGCCAAAAAUGUUACCUAAAACAUUCUAUUCAUCCGUACAUUCACCGUGUGUCUAUUUGUUUUCUUCUGUUUUCUGAUAUACUACGAAACUAACUAUUGAGUCCACUUAGCUUAGCUUCCUUGUGGUUCAAGAAACCAAACACAUGAUGCUUUGUUUUGUUGUUGUUGAUUUUUUCAAUUAUAAGGUAUGUUCUGUUCAAGUUUACUGUCACUGAGAUAUUAUAUUUAAUAAAAUGCGUGAUAAUUA
Messenger RNA from Haliotis rubra (blacklip abalone), 2555 nucleotides. RefSeq names its product tyrosine-protein kinase SRK2-like. Lineage: Eukaryota; Metazoa; Mollusca; Gastropoda; Lepetellida; Haliotidae. The transcript is spliced from 11 exons. Gene Ontology annotation, molecular function: non-membrane spanning protein tyrosine kinase activity; ATP binding; signaling receptor binding. The record is from RefSeq and is a predicted model, not a curated record. Gene Ontology annotation, cellular component: extrinsic component of cytoplasmic side of plasma membrane. Gene Ontology annotation, biological process: protein phosphorylation; innate immune response; cell differentiation. Bases 141 to 1661 code for a protein of 506 amino acids.